CUACUCAAAUAAACAAGUACAUAUAUUCUCUCGCGUGUUUUCUCGAAAACAGAAGAACAGAAAAGGUUUGUGGCUCGAUGUCAAUAGAUACUGAAUCAGAGGUGUUCGUCGAGAUUGAUCCAACUCGUCGGUAUGGACGAUACGAUGAGCUAUUGGGUUCAGGUGCAGUGAAGAAGGUUUACAGAGGGUUUGAUCAAGAAUCAGGUAUAGAAGUAGCAUGGAACCAAGUUGAAUUAAGAGAUUUUGCUAAUGAUAGAGGAAUGAUCGAUAGAAUUUUCGCAGAAGUUACGUUACUUGAAUCGUUGAAACACGAAAAAGUUAUCCAGUUUUUCUACGCGUGGGUUGAUGAAGAACACAACAGGUUGAAUUUCAUCACUGAAGUUUGUACUUCCGGUAACUUAAGAGACUACCGGAAUAAACAUCGUCACGUUUCUUUAAAGGCGAUAAAGAAGUGGUUGAAACAGAUACUCAUGGGUUUGGAAUAUCUACAUACUCAUGAUCCUUGCAUCAUUCACAGAGAUCUUAAUUGCAGUAACGUCUUCGUUAAUGGACAUACCGGAGAGGUUAAGAUCGGUGAUCUGGGAUUAGCAGCUAUUGUGGGAAAAGAUCAUGCAGCGCAUUCGAUACUCGGUACACCAGAGUUCAUGGCACCGGAAUUAUACGACCAAGAUUACACAGAGAUGGUUGACAUAUAUUCCUUCGGAUUAUGUGUGCUAGAAUUGGUGACAUUAGAGUUUCCGUACCUUGAAUGUGGUAACGUUGCCAGGGUUUACAAGACCGUCACUUCGGGUAAAAGACCUCUAGCGAUGAAUAAAGUUAAAGAUCCACUAAUAAAACAGUUUAUCGAGAGGUGUCUUGGGCAGCCAAGAAAUAGGCCUACUGCUUCUGAGUUACUUAAUGAUCCAUUUUUUGAUGGAAUCAAUGACGAUGAUGACGAAAACAACGACGACAACAGCAAUUACGUUAUUCCACAUUUUAGAUCCCUGCAGAUAUGAUCAAACGAUGGAGUUAUAAGAAGAAUUAUUGUGCUGUUUGUUUGAAUUUUAGUAGUGAUUUACUUUGUAGAUACUAAAAAUAUUAGUUGAAUUCAUUGAUGUAAAUAUACGCAAUUUAAUCAGGGGUGGGAAGGUGCAUGAUGAGUGCUCCUGUAAGUGCUGCUGGGAUUGAUACUUGUCCAUUUUUUUUUCUUUUUUUAAUCAAUGCGAAAUUGAUAUUUUGGCUUGAGAAUUAGUUGGAAAAAUCUCUUGCUUUUUGUUGUAGUUUGGAAUUGCGAAUUGUUCUAAAGGAAUGGUUGUGUUUUGAA
This is a messenger RNA of Papaver somniferum (opium poppy), 1303 nucleotides long. Its product is annotated as probable serine/threonine-protein kinase WNK11. The record is from RefSeq and is a predicted model, not a curated record. Gene Ontology annotation, biological process: protein phosphorylation; intracellular signal transduction. Gene Ontology annotation, cellular component: cytoplasm. The transcript has 2 exons. Lineage: Eukaryota; Viridiplantae; Streptophyta; Magnoliopsida; Ranunculales; Papaveraceae. Gene Ontology annotation, molecular function: protein serine/threonine kinase activity; ATP binding. The coding region runs from base 78 to 995 and encodes 305 amino acids.